UGUAGAAGUCAAAAUUGUGCAAUACAGAAAAGAUGAGAUUGCAUCAUAGCAACAUAGCGUGUAUUGGGAAAUUUGACAUCAUUUGCCAUAAGUUUUGUAUAAAAUCGAAAAAUCUUAAUUUUAUUUUCUACACUCAAGUGAGAAAUGGUCAAGUGACUACACUUUCCACGCAAUGCAGAGCUCAUGAAAGACUAUAUUCGGCAGAAGUCAGCCCCUCUCAUAUAAAAAAUUAACUAAUAGGAACAUGAAUAACAAAGGAAUUUGAUAAAUCAAAUCAGCCAAAUAGCUCAUGAGCGGAAAUAUAUGGGGAAAUCUAUAGAAAGCAUAGAAAUACAUCAUACAUUUACGGCAAAAAUUUUGAUAUAUACUCUCUCUUACCCCUACAGGCUCCACCCAAUUUUUUUAAUAUUCAAAAAUAUAUCCAACAAUGCGCAAGAAACCCUGAAACGUCAAAAACAGAGCAAAUGAGAAUUAAACACAGUUUACAUUAGAAUAGUAUGUUUCAAUAAUUGCCUAAAUCUACUGUACUAUGA
This is a messenger RNA of Acanthoscelides obtectus, 533 nucleotides long. Lineage: Eukaryota; Metazoa; Arthropoda; Insecta; Coleoptera; Chrysomelidae. The record is from the annotation of a GenBank genome assembly.